AGCGGAAUGGCUUCUCGUAAGGACACCGCCCACCGCAGUGUUAGCUCACUCCUCUUGGCAAGUGCACCCCUGCUCGUCGCUCUUUUUCUAGGUCUUAUCCACAGCAUGACCAAACCAUCCUUCCCCGUCCCUCCUUCCGGGUCUGCAGUGGUGAUCACUGGGAGCAGCACAGGCAUUGGUCGGCAUUCCGCCGCAGGGUUGGCGGCAGCAGGCUUCCUAGUCUUUGCCGGCGUCCGGCGAGUACGGGACGUGGAGACCCUCGUCGAGGCCUACCCCGGUCGCGUCUUUCCUUUGCUUUUGGACGUGACAGAUCAUGACGGAGGGGUGAUGCGGGCGGCAGAGGAGGUCAGGGAGACCUUGGAGGACAUGGGGGGCAAGGUCAAGCUGGCUGGACUCGUGAAUAAUGCGGGGAUCGGCUUGGCCAUGCCCUUGGAACUUUUACCUCUCUCUCGCCUUCGCCAGGUCAUGGAGGUCAACGUGGUCGGCCUCUUGGGCGUGACACAGGCCUUCCUUCCUCAGCUCCGUCGGGACCAGGGACGGAUCAUCAACGUGGGCAGUGCUGCAGGAUUUACCGUCCCAGUCACGUACGGUGCCUACUCGAGCAGCAAGUACGCCUUGGAAGCGAUUUCAGACGCCCUCCGUCUCGAGUUACGGCCGUGGAGAAUCUCCGUGUCGCUCCUCGAACCGGGAACGAUUGAGAGUGAGAUACGACGAAAAAAUGUCGGGGACGCCGCGCCUUUCAAAAACUUGACCGAAUCUCAGUACGUUUUAUACCAGCAAAUAUUCGACACGUAUGAGCAGCGCGUGGAUGCCCUUGAGCGCGCCGCUGGCUCUCCACAAUUGACAACAGACGCCAUUUUGCAUGCUUUGACGAGUUCUACACCUCAAAGCCGUUACGUACUGGGAGCGUAUCAGGGUCUGAGUUUAUGGCUGCUUCGGCAUGUCGUAUUGCCGUUCGUUCCUGACUAUCUUUUGGACUGGGGAAAGAUGAAAAUGAUUGACCUGGCGGUUAGACAAGAAAUGAAGAAAUGAGAAAAUGGAAAAAGAAAGAAAGGUCACCAUGUAGUGCUUCUUUGUGAUGCGGGAGAGCGAGGCAAGGCUCAUGAAGGUCAAGGAACAUCGGGCUUCCCCUUUGAGGGAGAACGUUGGGUCCCAGAAGCAUCCAAAGUCCCAUGGAGCAAGUGUACAUGAAGCACACAAUAAUUUUAUACACGG
Nannochloropsis gaditana CCMP526 is the source of this 1215-nucleotide messenger RNA. Its product is annotated as short-chain dehydrogenase reductase sdr. The transcript has 2 exons. Gene Ontology annotation, molecular function: oxidoreductase activity. The coding region runs from base 7 to 1032 and encodes 341 amino acids. The record is from RefSeq and is a predicted model, not a curated record.